CAGUGCGCAGAUGCGGAUGCCACACGGUCGGAUUUCGUUGCUGGUGGUUAACCCAGUCAACCUGUGCGCAGGACAUGUGGAAGAUCCGUUAAUGUUCACAAGAGUGGCUGUUUAGCUAGUUCAUUGUGCGAUAAUAGUCGUUAACUGGUUAAAUACCACCUCGGGCGUCUGUUGGAGACGGUUGAAUUUAAUCUCUGCUUGGAGCUGAAUCAGAAAUCGGAGGAACAGCGGAAGAAGGCAAGGAGAGAUGUCAUACUAUUCAUCUUCCCGUAGUUCGUCUCGGGCCACUGACUGUAAAGUGUACGUGGGUGACUUAGGCAAUGGUGCUGCCAAAGGGGAGCUGGAGCGAGCGUUCAGUUAUUACGGCCCACUGAGAAGCGUCUGGGUGGCCAGGAACCCACCUGGGUUUGCCUUUGUGGAGUUUGAGGAUCCCAGAGACGCAGAAGAUGCUGUGAAAGGAAUGGAUGGAAAGGUCCUUUGUGGUUCCCGUGUUCGUGUGGAGAUGUCAACAGGCCUCUCCCGGAAGGGCCGUGGGCGCCCCAGCCGACGUCAGUUCGACCCCAAUGAUCGGUGUUACCAGUGUGGGGACCGGGGCCACUAUGCCUAUGACUGCUACCGCUUUAGCAAGAGAGGAGGAGGAGGAGGUCGUCGCAGCAGGUCUCGCUCGCAUUCUCGAUCUCGCUCCAGGUCCAGGUCCCGAGGGCACCGCUAUCGCUCUCGCUCCCGCAGCCGUAGCCACAGCAGGAGCCGUCGCCGAUCUCCAUCCUACUCCAGACGCAGGAGCAGGUCUGGCUCCCCAGCUCGUUCCAAGUCCAGGACUCCAGUGAGAAGUCGCUCCAGAUCUCGGUCUCGGUCUGGCUCUGCGCCCAGAGGACGCUCUGCCUCCCGAUCCCGCUCACGAUCUCCGCCAGCCAACCACAAGAGGAACAGUCGUUCCCGUUCAGCAAGUCCAAACCGAAGCCCUACGCCAGCAGACGACUGAAUGAAGAAGACUAUUAGUCCCCCCCUCCCCCCCAACCGCUCUCCUUAACAGACAGACCCUCAACCCCUGCACCCUGUCUGCUUUUACAGCCCUACAGCUGCUGUUUUUUGUACUUGUCUGUCUAGUCCCAGUCUUUUAAGUUUAAUUUUCUCCCCAGGACUGCAGUCUUUGUGCAGCGUCAGAUAUAGUCAGUAUAGCAGACGUGCAUCAGUUUCCAUUUGAUAGAGAUUGUGUUAAAUGUUGCUGCUGCUGCAUAGGUCAUCUUUCUUCUCAGAAGUCGCGUAGCAAGUGUAAGAAGCAACACCUAUGUUAGGGUAAUACUGAAUGUUGCAGCUGACUCAGUACAGUACAGUACAUUUCAGUGGAAGAUAGCCCAAGUGAUGCAGUUUUAGAGCGGGAGGACAUUGCAUUGGGAAAAAAAACGCUUUUAUUCCCUAAACUCACAUUUCUGAACCUUAAAAUAUUUUUCCCCAUUGUGAAUCUGCAAAUUAUGUUGUGUUUUUUUUUUUUGUUGUAUUGCUCUCCAAUUUGAUUUUUGAGUUCAAAUGCUGUUUAACAUUUCCACUCAUGAUGGCAUAAGGAAACAGUUGCUGGCCUGCAUGCCUUUAAAUCUGAUGUCACAUUCCUACUGUUUGUUUCUGUGCUGCACUGCCCUUUUUACGAACCUUAUCAGCUUCACUGUGUGCUGAAUAGAUUUUCCCCAAGUGUUGAUUUCCGAUAUGUUCCUGUGACUUCUGAUUUUAAAAUAUUUACAGUGCUUCAAUUUGAUUUCUGUAAGGGCUGCUUAAACAGUUUUGUUCUGUUCCUUACUUCUGUGGUAAGACAGUGGCAGUUUUAUUUUUGAAUAAACCUCUUCAACAUAA
Messenger RNA from Siniperca chuatsi (mandarin fish), 1845 nucleotides. It is a transcript of the gene srsf7a, whose product is annotated as serine and arginine rich splicing factor 7a. Bases 248 to 982 code for a protein of 244 amino acids. The transcript is spliced from 8 exons. Gene Ontology annotation, molecular function: zinc ion binding; RNA binding. The record is from RefSeq and is a predicted model, not a curated record. Gene Ontology annotation, biological process: mRNA splicing, via spliceosome. Gene Ontology annotation, cellular component: nucleoplasm; ASAP complex; cytoplasm. NCBI's taxonomy places the organism in Eukaryota, Metazoa, Chordata, Actinopteri, Centrarchiformes, Sinipercidae.